Messenger RNA from Nezara viridula (southern green stink bug), 731 nucleotides. NCBI's taxonomy places the organism in Eukaryota, Metazoa, Arthropoda, Insecta, Hemiptera, Pentatomidae. The record is from the annotation of a GenBank genome assembly.
AAUAAAAUAUCGAUUUAGAUAACAUUUAUAUCAUGGAUCACAUAUAACCUUAUUGAUAAACGAUAUAAUGUUAUCAGUCAGAAUCAUCGUGACAAUGGCUAUCAUGGUAUGUUGCUUUCGGAUGAGUUGUGACGGUACGGCAGCUCUCUACGUCACCUUCGGCAGCGUCGUGAAGCUGAGGAACUUGGCUCACAACGCGAGGCUCCACUCGUUGGAGAUGAAGUAUUCCGGAGGUAGCUCGCAGCAGAUGGUGACCGCGGUCUACGACGAAGACGACGUGGAGUCCAAUUGGAUCGUGAAGGCCGUAGGAGUCAGUGUGAGGGGACAACCGAUACAGUGCGGGGAUACGGUUCGGCUGGAACAUUUGUCCACCGCCAAGAACCUUCACUCACAUACAUUCAGGUCUCCCCUAUCGGGAAAUCAAGAAGUUACUGCAUUUGGCGAGAAUGGCGCUGGGGACAGAGGGGACACCUGGCGGGUGAUGUGCAAGAGGAUGCUGUGGCGAAGAGACAGUCCCGUGCUCCUGCGGCAUCACGACACCGGUGGGUACCUUAUGGUGAGUGGGCGAGAGUACCAUGAACCGAUACUCGGGAUGCUGGAGGUGGCGGCCGGCCAUCUUUGCCACGAAGCCUAUUGGCAAGUCGCGGAAGGGCUCUACGUCCAUCCCGAUGAGCACAGGACCAGGCAUACCGAACUGUAAAUGAUGAAGAAAAUAAAUUAUUUAAUUACUU